AUGCUGCUUCAAAUGAUUGCUUUCCUGCUUUUCACAAAAGAUGCCUUCUCUGAUGAUUCUCUUGUUGUGGAUACAAUGGAGGUACCCUCCGUGGAUCCACAUCCAAGUCUAGGUCUGGGCGCCAAUAUAUUUCCUUCAAAGGGAUUCCCUUUGCAAGACCGCCGAUUGGACCUUUAAGGUUCAAACCUCCGGAAGAACCAAUACCAUGGUCUGGAGUGAGGGACGCCAAAGAGGACGGACCAUUUUGUGUACAGUACAUCACCUUACUACCACAGCCAAAGGCGACAGGAGAAGAGGAUUGCCUACAUCUCAACGUAUUUACGCCUAAUAUUAAAGGAAGACUGCCAGUCUUGUUCCAUAUCCACGGAGGAGGUUGGAGCAGGGGUGCCAAGACUAUCACAGGUCCCGAGUUCUUGAUGGAUCAAGAUAUUGUCAUAGUGGAUACCAACUACAGACUGGGACCAUUUGGCUUCCUCAGCUUUGAAGAUGAAGUGAUGCCUGGCAAUCAAGGGCUGAAGGACCAAUUGAUGGCACUCCGUUGGGUAAAAAGAAAUAUCGCCAAGUUCGGCGGAGAUCCAGACAGAGUGACUAUAGUGGGUGAGAGUGCUGGCGCGGGGAGCGUUUUACUCCACAUCGUGAAUCCCCUCAGUAGGGGAUUGUUCAGCGGAGCUAUCGCUCAAAGCGGAAGUAGCUACAACGUAUGGUCUGUUAGUCCUCCUGGUGUUGCCAGAGCCAGGGCUAAGAGACUGGCCAGCCUGAUGUCAUGUCCUUUGAAGGACACGAAGCAAGUCGUUGCCUGUCUUUCUAGGAAGGAUCCUACAGAUAUUAUCAAGCAACUUAGAUAUUUUUUACAAUGGCAGGUAGACCCUAUGAUAACGUUUCAACCAUCUCUUGAACCAGCUGGACCGGAAGCCUUUCUCACCGGACCGAUAAAGAAGUGGAAGCACGCUCCAGUUCCACUCCUCUUAGGGCUUAAUUCUGCAGAAGGAUUCGUAAGGACUAGAUACUUCCUCAAAAUGAAAAUGGAUUUCAAGUGGUUGAGUGACUAUUUCGAUAAUGUAGCUGCUUUAUCUAUUGAUUACGUACACAGUGCUAUAAAUCCCAUUGAGGUGACCAAGAAGAUCAAGAAAUUCUAUUUUAGUGAUGGAGUUAUCACUGAAUCGAAUUGGGAGAAUGUUACUAACUUGUAUUCUGACGCGUGGUUUACUGCGGGUGUGUUGGAGGCGGCGGACAAACAUCCUGGAGAUGUCUACUUCUAUUAUUUCGACUAUUUGGGGGUUCCUACUUCGGGACCUUCUGAUCCUAGUCUAGCUUUUGGCGCUGCCCACACUGAUGAGGUAUUUUAUAUUUGGAAACGCGGGUUCCUUUCAUAUAACCUUACAGAAGAACAAGAAGAAUUUUCAAAGAAAAUGGUAAAAGUGUGGACAGAUUUUGCCAAGUAUGGAAAAGCUAUUUCUCCUACAAAUCAAUUGGAUUGGGAAAAAUGGUCUAGAGAAAGGCACAACUUCAUGUACAUCAGCAACCAAGGUUUCUUCUUAAAAGAAAAAUUACUUGAGGACAGAAAUGAAUUUUGGAAAAGUCUUAAUUAUAAAGAUAAAUAUGAAUAA
Molecule: messenger RNA, 1607 nt
Organism: Nezara viridula (southern green stink bug)
Lineage: Eukaryota; Metazoa; Arthropoda; Insecta; Hemiptera; Pentatomidae
Source: the annotation of a GenBank genome assembly